AUGCCACGGGGAAAGAAAGGCAGGAAAAAUAAAUUCAACGAGAGCGCGCUAACAACGAGACUAAUACAAAUCAGCAUGAAGAUGGAUGAUCACAUUUACAACGACCAGCUUGUAACACGCUCGGAGGCGGCAAACUUCCUCCAAGAGAUAGCCACACUGAAGCUGCGGUGUCUACCCACGAAUGUCCGAGCGUUGCAGGUAAUCGAAAAACUCACUCUAUUCAUGACUCUUAUUCUUAACGAAGAUGGUUAUACCACCAACUCGCAUAACCAAUCUUUUCAAAUAACGUAUGAGUUCGCAGGAUCCGCAUCGCCUGUUUAUUCUUUACCUGAUGAAGACAGGAAUAUGAAUAAUCCAGGACAAAACUAUAUCGAGGAUGUAAAUGUAACUAAUGUUACAGAUGAUGAUGUUACUCACAAAGAAAUGGAUAUAACUAAUGUUACAGAUGAUGAUGUUACUGGCAAAGAAAUUGAUAUAACUGAUGUUACAGAUGAUAAUGUUACUCACAAAGAAAUGGAUAUAACUAAUGUUACCGAUGAUAAUGUUACUCACAAAGAAAUAGUUCUCAGUGACCAGACUAAAACAGUGAAUAUAUCUCAAGUAGAUGAUUCGACUUACAAUAAAAAUACUAUAGAAGAUAUUGAAGUUAUCGAUAUUACUAAUGACAGUGAUAUUCAACAAGGUAUUCAAAAUGCGAAAACUUACGAGCAACUUGAUUCUAUUGAACGUGUGAAUACUGGAAUAUCAACAAUGACGUUACAAGACAAUGAUGGCAGUCUAACUCAGUGUGACGAUAAUAUUUGUUCUCAGAGUAUCUUAGAUAAUUAUGAUAAUGAUAUUACAAAUGAAGUAUGUAAAGAAAACGAUCGCACCAAAGGAGUUAUAAUGAUUUUGAACAGUGAAAUCAAAGAAACUCGCAUUACUGAUAAUGUUAAUAAACAUUAUCAAAUAAACACAUCUUUGCCAGCUAUGGCUUCUAAUACUACGAUUACAGAUCCAAAAUUAAUGGUAAGUCAACCAAACAAUGUAGCGGUUGUAAAUAGGAAACCAGUGCAUUCUGAUUUCAUAGAAAAUACUGAUAAAGGAAAGAAAGUAACAAACAAAAAUAAUAACAAUCUAAAAAGACGGAGGACCAAGAAAAAUAAAGAACUAAAAGGAGAUAAUGCAGUAAACUCUAAACAUGUUAGUAUUCAUUAUUCUGGUAAAGAAAGUAAUCCAAAAACUGUCGAAAAGCCUAAGAAAAACAAAAAAGUUAAUGAAAUAUACAAUGAAAACGUUGAGAAUGAUUUAUCGUGGGUUGAAAAUCUAAGGUUUGUUAGGGAAAUAAGCCCUAACGAAUAUGACCCAGCGCUUACCUUACUUCAAGAUAACUUUUGGGACAAUUUUCAACUACCAGGCACAUGGGAUGAUUUAGAUUUCAAUGUUUGAAUAAUACUAAUACUUCAAUUCAGUAGUUUUUAAUUUGUAAUAGUUAAAGACAUUAGACGUAAUUUUAAUGACAAGACUCAAAGGUGGUCAGACAAUGUCAAUAAAAAUGACAGUAUUAUUUAUACUUAAUUAUCUUGAGAUUUAUCUGUUUUCAAAACAUUUAACAGUAUCAA
Cydia amplana is the source of this 1601-nucleotide messenger RNA. RefSeq names its product probable serine/threonine-protein kinase DDB_G0283337. The transcript has 3 exons. The record is from RefSeq and is a predicted model, not a curated record. The coding region runs from base 1 to 1428 and encodes 475 amino acids. Lineage: Eukaryota; Metazoa; Arthropoda; Insecta; Lepidoptera; Tortricidae.